AUGGCAGAUGCUUCAGAGACUUCAGACACUUCAAACACCUUUACCCUUCAAGGGGUCGGGGCCAGUAGUGUCCCUGGAUCCAUGCCAGCCCAAGAAGACAGGUACACUAUACUUCUACCUGAUGAGUUCUCGGGGCACACGGACAGCCUGGCCUUCUUUGCCAUCUACGACGGACAGUACGGGAAUCACAUCACACCUCUGGCAAGUGGCGAGUUGAGACAGGGAAACUAUGAAUCGGCCAUCGAACGAGCAAUACAAGCCGAGGAGGAGGAGCUUCUACAAGGGUUUUGGGCUGGCGAGGAAUUAUUCGCCGUCGCCGGAUCGACUGCCGCCCUCGUCGUGGUGAACCUAACCAGGGGAAUCCUGGUGGUCGCCAAUCUGGGAGAUUCGCACGUUUUGCUGGGAGAGGCCGACGGGGAAGAUCACACCUCCCUGAAAGUCGUAUGUAGAAGUCGCAAGCCUGUUUUCAUUAUACCAGCGCCCUCUAACUGUUAUGAAGGAGCGAAUAACCACAUCCCACAAGGCCGGAACAUGCUGGGGAGAGGCAUCGCAUUGAGUCCGCCGGGGGAACCCUCAACACCGAUGGCGGUGUGCCACGAGUUGUAUAAGUCGCCGCUAAAGGAUAUCGGGGAGCAGUCCCUAUCCAGCGGUCAGGAGAAGGCAGGCAUCGAACCAACAAAGAAGGGGGAUUUGGUGUCCAGUUACCCUUCUUUGAAACGAUAUCCGCUGCAGUCGGAUCGUCGGUACUUCUUGGCGCUGAUCACAGACGGGGUAACCAAUACAAUGGAUGACGAAACCAUCAUGCAUCAGAUCGCGCGGAGCAAGCAAGAUGGAAUGGAUGCAGACAAGGUGGCCGCUAAGAUCACCGAGAAGGCUUCAGGAGUACCCGACAGUGACAAUGCCACCUGCGUCACUGUGUUCCUGGAUGGGCACAAUAUACGAAAACAAGAGUAG
Molecule: messenger RNA, 954 nt
Organism: Aspergillus niger
Lineage: Eukaryota; Fungi; Ascomycota; Eurotiomycetes; Eurotiales; Aspergillaceae
Exons: 4
Coding region: 1-954 (317 amino acids)
Biological process (GO): protein dephosphorylation
Molecular function (GO): protein serine/threonine phosphatase activity
Source: RefSeq, a predicted model, not a curated record